GGUGCGGGGUGGGGCGUAAGCAGAGGAGGAAUGAGAGGGAGAGAGAGAGUUUAAUCAAAUCUAAUGGAAUUUUGAUGUCCGCAAGGACGGAGGGCUCUCUCACUCUCUCUCAUCUCCCCUUCUCUCUCUUCUGGAGAGUGAAGAAAGGAAGCCAGAGAAGAAUAAUUAUUUAUAUAUAAAUUUAAAGAAGGAAAAAAUAAGCCUGGAGUUGGAAGGGAGGAAGAAACGGCAGUCGCUCGGAGACGAAAUCGAGCUAUAAUCAACAAAGACGAAGAAACCCUAACCCUAGAAUUCGCAAGCACUAGAAUAAUCUAACAAAGAACAGGCGUUGAGGAUCUCUGGUGAGUUCAAGGGUUGUUUCUUUUUAGAUUUUGUGGGACUUUUUUUUGUUGUUGUUUUGCUUUAGUCCCGUUAUUUGUGAAUCUUCAUGCAUUUAGAUUACUUGGAGUUCUGUCGGAUUUUGCAAGAUCGGGGUGAGCUGGUGGUGGUGUUGGACUCGGGGAGGAUUUUUAUCUAUAUUUAGUUGGGUUUUUUCUCCAUUUGAGUGAUGCUUCUCCGAAUCGGUGGAGGGAUUUUACUUCAGAUUUCAGCGCGCAAAGUGGAAAAGAUGGCUGUGAGGGGAGAGGAAAGCGGUUGUUUUGGGGUUUAGGGGGGGUGGGGAGAUCGGAUUUUGAGCUGUCCUGCUUGUUUGCUUUCUGUUUCCGGAAAAAGAUCCGAUUUUUUUCUUGCUUUCUGUAGGUUUUUGUUGGAUAAUCUUGCUAAACGCGGGGAGUAGGGACUUGGGUUGAGAUAUCUGAGAUCAAGAUACUGACUUUUUGUGGGGAAAUUGAGCGAAGAGAUUGAAUAGGAUGCUGGGAAGCAGAGCCGCUUGCUUGGAUUUUGUUUCCAUCACUCGAAGUUCCUUGUGUUCCUGUAUUUUUGAACAUAAAGAUUCCAUCUUUCCAGUGGCGAGCCAAACUAGUAUGGAACCAUGGAUCUGGGGUUCCAGAUCUUGGAAAGUAUGUUGCUUUAACUAGAAAUCUGAUCUUCUUCUGGUCUGUAAGCUUUCCAUUCCCUUUGCUCCUCUCGAAAGAUGGUUCCUUCGGGGCCUCCGACUCCCAUUGGUGGGGCUCAAUCUGUCUCCCCUUCCCUCCUCCGGUCGAAUUCCGGCUUACUUGGAGUACCCCAGGCUGGUGCUCUCCCACCUCAGUCGCCAUUCUCGUCCCUGGUCUCACCUCGCACUCAGCUCAACAAUAACAGUUUGCUGGGAAAUAUCUCCAAUGUCUCCUCCCUCCUUAACCGCUCGUUUGGAAACGGAGGGCCUGGGUCUGGUGGUGGGCUUGGUACACCUCUAGCAAAUCUCCAACAGCGAGGUGGUCUUGGAGGUGCUGUUGAAAUGUUGGGCUCUGCGGUGCAUGAUCCGCUCUCCUUCAACUCUUCAUCCGGCCCAACACAGGGGCAGCACCUCCAGAAUCCUACUGGAAACCAGCCUGGAUCGGACCACCCACAGCCUCAGCAGCUUGAGGCAGUGCAGAACUUUCAGCAGCAGUUCUCUGUUCCUCACAACCAGCAGCAGCAACAACAACUUCGAGGAGGAUUGGGUAAUGUAGGCAACGUGGGACCUGUUAAGUUGGAGCCACAGAUGGGUUCGGCAGAUCAGAAUGGUCCAACACAGCAGUUACAAACAAUGCGCAGCAUCGGUGCAGUGAAAAUGGAGCCACAACAGCUGCUGCCUUCGAGAAACUUGGGGCCUGUUAAGAUGGAAUCCCAACAUUCAGAUGCAUCAGUGUUUCUGCACCACCACCACCAGCAGCAACAGCAGCAUCAGCAGCAGCAGCAGCAGCAAUAUUUGCAAUUGAGGCAGUCUUCCCAGGCUGCAGCUGCACAGAUGAGUCUAUUGCAGCAGCAGCGGAUGUUGCAACUUCAGCAGCAUCAGCAUCAGCAGCAGCAUCAGCAGCAGCAGCAGCAGCAGUUACUCAAGAACCUACCUCAGCAAAGGAGCCAGCUGCAACAGCAGCUUCAUCAACAAGGUCUUCCUGUAAGACCCCAAGUGAAACAGGCUAUGUAUGAGCCCGGAAUGUGUGCUCGGCGAUUGACUCAUUAUAUGUAUCACCAGCAACAUAGGCCAGAGGAUAACAAUAUUGAGUUUUGGAGAAAAUUUGCUGCGGAGUAUUUUGCUCCCAAUGCAAAGAAGAGGUGGUGUGUUUCUCUUUAUGGAAGUAGUCGUCAAACUACUGGUGUUUUCCCUCAGGAUGUGUGGCAUUGUGAAAUAUGCAACCGUAAGCCUGGGCGUGGUUUUGAAACUACUGUUGAAGUUUUGCCAAGGCUAUGCCAAAUCAAAUAUGCUAGCGGUACUUUGGAGGAACUUCUAUAUGUUGAUAUGCCUCGUGAGUAUCAGAAUGCGUCAGGUCAGAUUGUGCUGGAUUAUGCUAAGGCAAUCCAGGAGAGUGUCUUUGAGCAGUUACGUGUGAUACGUGAUGGUCAACUAAGGAUUGUCUUCAAUCCAGAUCUAAAGAUUGCUUCUUGGGAGUUCUGUGCGAGGCAUCAUGAGGAGCUUAUUCCUCGAAGACUGAUAAUACCUCAGGUAGGUCAACUUGGUGCUGUGGUACAGAAAUAUCAGGCUGCUGUUCAAAAUACAUCAUCAGGCUUAUCUACCCAGGAUUUGCAAAACAGUUGUAAUUCGUUUGUGGCAUCUGCUCGUCAGUUAGCUAAAGCUUUGGAAGUGCCAUUGGUGAAUGAUUUAGGAUAUACCAAAAGAUAUGUUCGCUGCCUUCAGAUAUCAGAGGUGGUAAAUAGUAUGAAGGAUCUGAUUGACUAUAGCAGAGAAACAGGGACUGGACCUAUGGAUAGUUUGAUCAACUUUCCUCGAAGGAAGUCUCUGUCGUCGGGACUUCAAGCUCAGCAAGCCCAACAACCUGAGGAGCAGCAGUCCAUUACCCAAAAUUUGAACCACGAUGAUCAGAGCGCUGCUCAUGCCGCUAGAGUGCAACUUGCUUCUGCUAGCAAUGGUGGUGUUAAUGCAAAUAACUGCCUCAAUGCUGCAUCAUCUACAUCCACGUCUGCAACUACAAUUGUGGGGCUCCUGCAUCAAAAUUCAAUGAAUUCCAGGCAAGAAAACCAGAUGAGCACUGUAAACAACGCCUACAGUGUUGGGAGCACUGUUCAGAUUCCAUCUGCCAGCUCGUCAAAUUCACUUCCUCAACCCAAUCCAUCUUCCCCCUUCCCUUCCCCAACGCUGUCCACAUCUAAUACCAACCCUGCAACUUCUCAUAACAUGACCCACCUAAGCUCCACGAGUUCAGCCGCGAAUGUGUCUGCAAUGCAACAGGUGACGGCACAGCCUCAUGAAGUUGAUCCAAAUGAAUCACAGAGUUCUGUGCAGCAAAUUUUACAAGAGAUGUUGAUGUCCUCGCAGCUAAAUGGUAUGAGUACCUCAGGGAAUGAUAUGAAGGGUAUCAAUGGAAUGAACCCAGUUUUGAGUGGUGGGAAUUGUAUAGUUGGGAAUGCUAUAUCUAACAGUUUGUCCAUCGGUGGUAUCGGGUUUGGUGGCAUGGGUGGGCUUGGUCCAUCAGCAACAGCUAGUGGGAUAAGAGCAGCAAUGUCCAAUAAUGCUAUGACCAUGAAUGGGAGGAUUGGAAUGAAUCAUAUCUCUCGGGAUCCAGCAACCAUGAGCCAUCAGCAGCAGCAGAAUUUGGGAAACCGGCUGUUGGGUGGUCUUGGAGCAGCCAACAACUUCAAUAAUCUUCAGUUUGAUUGGAAGUCCUCGCCAUAAAAGUAAGAUAGGGGCUGUUAACCCAACUAGAGCAUGUUAUUCGGGCAGCAGAAAUUAUCCCGAGUACAGGAGGGAAUGUUACCAUCAGACUAUUGCAACCACGGCAGCAGCCACCUUGCAAGUCCUUAACUUCUUCAAGAUGCCUCUUUCUGUACCAAGUUCUCAAGAGGCAUAUAUAGUAACGUCAUACAAAUCCUUGUACCUUUUAUUGUCUAUCAUCUAACUGUUGUUUGUAAACAAUGUGUAUUAUGCCUGGUUCUUGCCAAUACUACUUUCCAAGUGGGAAACACGGGAAACUGGAGUCUGUACGACGGGAAGAAUGGAAGCCUUGCCUGGCAGCGCCCGUUGUGCGCUCUCCACCAUUUUGGGGAAAUGCAGAGUGAUGCAUUUUAUAUGGAUCUUUUUGUAACCUCUGUCCUCUUCCAAGGGUUUGUGGACAAGCAUGUGCUCUAUUUUGUCUAAGAUGUUCGAAAUCAUAGGUUAGGUGAUUCUUUUAAAUGACAACAGAAAAAUGAGAAUUUGAGU
Molecule: messenger RNA, 4276 nt
Organism: Phoenix dactylifera (date palm)
Lineage: Eukaryota; Viridiplantae; Streptophyta; Magnoliopsida; Arecales; Arecaceae
Source: RefSeq, a predicted model, not a curated record